UCGAUCGAAUGUUAGGAUUAUUGUAAGAAAUUUCAUAAAACUUAAUAACACAAAAUAUAACUCUUUAUUUUAAUAAAAGAAAAUGUGAACAAACGUUCAAUUGUUGCUAUGUUUUGUUAACAAAAUCAGUGUUAUGGAAAACCAUAACCAUGAAAUGUAUUACAGUGUUAGUUAUGUGCCUGUGUUUACAUGACAUUCAUUCAUCAAGUGAAGAGAAAACAGAAUCUAUCUCUCCUCUAAGACUUAAUAGUACAUCAGAAUGGAACAUCAAACUGGAUAUAUUCUUUUCUAAAUCUUUACCUCAGCAUGUAACGAGAUCUCCUGGUAGUGAUGUUCGUUUUAAAUGUGAAGCUUACAUAAACUUUACGAAAGUUGAAAAGUACACUAAAAAUGAACAAGGUAUAGAAACUUUACAUGCUGAGCUACCCCCGCAGCAUAUACAGCAAAGACUGUUGAACAAUGUAAAAGUAUAUUGGCUCAAAAACAAUAAAAGUAUUGAAAUUUCAAGCAAAGUUAAUGUUACAACUAAAAUCAAUAAUAUAACGAUUUCCACAAAUUUAAAGAUCAGAAACAUAAGUAAUGGUGAUGCAGGUAACUACACAUGUGUUUACAAACAAAUGUAUGAAAAAAAGCAAACUUCCUUACUCAAAGUUGAAGAUAGUGUUGACAUACCUACCCAUGCACCAUAUUUCCCAAAUUCAAAUUUUGUAAAUGAAUUAAGAAUUACAACCCCGGAUGUGGUGUCAGAAAAUAUUAAAACUAUGAAUAUAAAUGUUACUGAUUCUCCUAAUAUACCUCUUCAAAAACUUGAACCAAUUUGUCAAGAAUAUGUUGGGAAAGUUUGUGCAUUUCACUUAAGAGCCCAAUCUGUUUAUAUCCCAUAUGAUACCACACAGAUUGAAUUGGAAGAGAAGUUAAGAAAAGCAAUACAAGUUACAAGAUUUUCUAAUGAAAUAAGUUCACACUGUGAAAGAUAUGCAUUACCUAGUUUGUGCUACUCCACUUUUCCCAUAUGUAGAAAUCCUGUAGCUACAAAUGCUAAUUUCUUUAAAGAUGCAAGACAGGUAUUUCUCAUAUCAAAUAGAACCAACAGUGCAGAUUUUCCUGAAGUUGUAUUUGAAAAUAUGCCUAAUGGAAAUGUACCUAAUACUUUUUACUUGAAACCAAACAAUAUUUCAAAUGAAAUGUUUAACUAUCGUCAUAAUACAACAAUACUCAGGAGAGUAUGUAAGAAAGAGUGUGAAAUUUUAGAAACAGAAUUAUGUCAGAAAGAAUAUGCCAUAGCGAAAAGGCAUCCCCAUAUUGGUCAGCAAUUAACUUUAGAAGAAUGUCAAGAUUUACCUGAAGAUGAUCCAGACUGUCUUAAAAUUGAAAUUGGAGCUUUAAUGAUUUCAGAUGAUGAAUGUUAUUGGGAAAAUGGCAGUAGUUAUUUGGGCAAAGUUAAUGUUGCCAGUAAUGGGCUGGCUUGUAUUGAAUGGUCAAAGCAAAUGUAUGUUACAUUAUCAAAUUACCCUGUACUUGCUGGUAGACACAGCUACUGCCGUAACCCAGGAGGAGUCAAUGAACAGCCUUGGUGUGUGGUAGAUAAAGAUGGUAAACUAUAUAAACAAUUUUGUAACAUUCCCAAAUGUGCUCACAAACUUUGGAUAUACAUAGUUGUUAUCUUGGCAGUAUUGUUCAUAGUUAUUGUGGGAUUUGUUGUUUGUCUCAUUUGCAGACAUAAAAAAAAGAGUAAUGCUGCUGCAAUUAGAGACAUUAACUUACCUAAUGCUGAUAAGAAUAUCUAUGGAAAUUCUAGAUUGAAUUCUCCAAUAGAAAUGACAGACUUACUGCCAAACCAUAGUAAUCAGCCCCAUUUGACCAGGAGUACUCGUGGAAAUGGUGUACUCAGAAUACCUCAAUACUCACUGUCGCAGAUCAAAUUCCUGGAAGAGUUAGGGGAGGGAGCUUUUGGAAAAGUUUACAAAGGCGCACUGAAAAAGAGUGGAGACACACAGUUUAUAGCAGUCAAAGCACUCAAAGAAAAUGCUUCAGCUAAGACCAAGGCAGAUUUCAGAAGAGAAAUUGAUUUGAUUUCUGAACUUAACCAUGACAAUAUUGUGUGUAUAGUGGGUGUUGCUUUAAGUGAAGAACCACUUUGCAUGUUAUUUGAGUUCAUGGCUCGAGGAGACUUGCAUGAAUUUUUAAUGGGAAGAGCACCUCCAUCAGGAAAGGGUUUACCUCCCAUGAGACUGCUGAACAUUGCACAUAAUAUUGCAUCAGGCAUGCAGUAUUUGGCCUCACACCAUUAUGUACAUAGAGAUUUAGCUGCAAGAAAUUGUUUGGUUUCCGAUGAUUUUGUUGUGAAGAUAUCUGAUUUUGGCCUCUCUAGAGAUAUAUAUAGUUCAGAUUAUUACAGAGUACAAUCAAAAAGUUUAUUGCCCGUUAGAUGGAUGCCACCAGAAUCUAUACUUUAUGGAAAAUUCACUACUGAAAGUGAUAUAUGGUCAUAUGGGGUUGUCCUGUGGGAAAUUUACAGUUAUGGCCUCCAGCCUUAUUAUGGUUAUAGUAAUCAAGAAGUCAUAUCGAUGGUGCGGAGUGGUGAGUUUUUAGCAGCACCAUCAGCAUGUCCAUUGCCCAUGUAUGAACUCAUGAGGGACUGUUGGAAACACACACCACAUCGAAGGCCAUCAUUUGAAGAUAUAGUUAACAGAAUUCAAGAGUGGAUCCAGAUGGGGGGAUGUUCAGAUGUCGGACCAUCAGAAUCUAGCAGCAAUAUAAGCGCGUACAGAACGACUAGUACUAGCAGGGAUCUUCAGGAAAGAGUUCCACUGUUGCCCCCUCAUUGCUCUUCAUCUAAUGGCUCUCUUGCCACCGGGAGCUUAAAGAAAUUUAGUGUAGCUGGUUCAAGUUCGAAGGUAACUGAUGAUAAUUGCUCUACAUGUAGUGAAGUACCCCCAUUAGCUCCAAAAUCUAAAAAACACAGUGCAGCAUCGCUGAUAGACUCAGACAAAAUAGGCAACAUGAGUACAAGGGAGACAAUCAUUAGAAUACCUAAUGCACAGCACGGUAAUGAAAUUUAGAUAGUAAAUGCCUCAUGUUAAGGAUGUUUUUAAGCAAAUAAUUUGCUAGUUGCAUUCAAAACAAAAUGAUCAAAAUAUCUUAGGUAUUAAAGGUAUCAGGCCAAUUAUUAUUUUGUAAUCACAAGCAAUUUAUUAUUUAAGAGCCAUAGUAUUAUUGCAGUAUGAACUAAUUUAUAAGACAAGCAUAUUUAUCUGGUGAUAAAAUGGUAUGAAAAAUCGUUAAUUUGUUUAAUACAAGUGCUUGUAAAAUUUUGGUUGUCUAUGUAUGUAAGUAAUUGAGUGAUUUAAUUUAUUCUGUAGUUUAAUUAAAAUUAAGUAUUGUAUUUACUAAGACUGGAACUUUUAAGAUAUUGAAGUAUAAGUACUUAAAACUGGUAGUUAAGUACCUUUUUACAUUCAAAUCAGGUAUCACUGCCAA
Molecule: messenger RNA, 3480 nt
Organism: Bombyx mandarina (wild silkworm)
Lineage: Eukaryota; Metazoa; Arthropoda; Insecta; Lepidoptera; Bombycidae
Gene: Ror
Product: tyrosine-protein kinase transmembrane receptor Ror
Biological process (GO): positive regulation of kinase activity; protein phosphorylation; cell surface receptor protein tyrosine kinase signaling pathway
Cellular component (GO): signaling receptor complex; plasma membrane
Molecular function (GO): transmembrane receptor protein tyrosine kinase activity; Wnt-protein binding; ATP binding
Source: RefSeq, a predicted model, not a curated record